AGCUGCUUAUAAAUGAUGUGAGACGAUCUUCGAUACAAAUUGAUUAUAAAUACCCCAGCAUUGGGUAUUUUGGAUCGCUAGAUCACCACGUCAAAGAUCUUCUGCUCUAAUUCUCUACUAUUGACGAUGGCGCUUAAGUAUCUCAUCACUGGAGCUACCGGGGGUCUCGGGUCUCGGGUCCUGGAUUAUCUCGUCGCAAAUGUCCCUUCGUCUGAAUACGCCGCCGCAUCGUCGAGGGAAUCGAGUCGUCAGCAGUUCGAAGACCGAGGGAUUGCCUUUCGCUUGGUGGAAUACGAUGAUCCAAAGUCACUAGACGCUGCCUUUGUCGGCGUGGAGAAUCUGUUCUUCGUCAGCACGAAUACAUUCGACGUUGAGAAACGCACCAGGCAGCACCGGAACUUUAUCGAUGCUGCAAAGAAGGCUGGGGUUAAGCAUGUGUGGUAUACCUCUCUGGCGUUUGGUGGAUUCAAGUCCGAUUCCACUGUUGACGUGCAGAAAGCCCACUUGGAGACGGAAAAGAUGCUGAAGAGUUCUGGAGUGACUUUCACUUCCAUCCGCGAAGGGAUCUACACAGAAGCCUUUCCCUUGUUCCUUGGCUGGUAUCCCAACACGCAGACCGUCUACAUCCCCUCGGACGGCCCGGUGGCCUUUACUUCUCGCACUGAGUUAGGAGAGGCCAACGCUCGACUUAUGAUGCGGGGUGGGUUCGAGAACGAGAUCGUUCUCUUGACAGCGCAGGAGGCCAUUACCUUUGCCCAGAUGGUCAACGUGAUCAACAAAACCACCCAGAGAAACGUGAAACUUGAGGUCGUGUCCAGCAGUCAGUACGUCCAGUUGAAUGCCGCCCGUGACGAGGGAGAGAAGCCCGCUGCGUUCUUUGAAACCCUGGUAUCCUGGUAUGACGGCAUCACGAACGGAGACGCAAGCGCAACGCACCCUUUGAUGGCUGAGAUUCUGGGUCGAGAUCCCAAGACGGCUACACAGGUAGUCAGGGAUCUGUUGACGGAAAAUCGCAAUUACAUUUGGCACCAGAAUUAUACCGACCCAGCCAAGUACGCAGCCAUCAAAUUGAAUGCCUGAGGCAUAUAUUUAUGCCCCGGGAAAAUAUUUCUUCCUCAGGCAGUAAAUAAUUAGUGGCAACGGCAAGGCACGUGACACCCUUUUCCAUCUUCCGGAAUUCCUGGGCGACCGGCAAAACGCUUCCGUCGCCUUUCGGACAGCCGAAGAGACAGAGAGACAGCGCAACGACGACUGGAAGGG
Penicilliopsis zonata CBS 506.65 is the source of this 1260-nucleotide messenger RNA. RefSeq lists its product as hypothetical. The transcript has 3 exons. Bases 127 to 1080 code for a protein of 317 amino acids. The record is from RefSeq and is a predicted model, not a curated record. NCBI's taxonomy places the organism in Eukaryota, Fungi, Ascomycota, Eurotiomycetes, Eurotiales, Aspergillaceae.